UCACAAGUUAGACAGAUGAUACACCUCAUUUACAUUCAGCUCAUCAGAGAUCCAGACGGACUGACAUCAGGAUUUUUAAAGCCUCACUCCAGCAGAACUCUGACAAUGAAGCUGGUUUCAGUCGUCAUCCUGCUCCUGGCUCCAAUGUUGACCAGCUGCUACCCUCCCGAUCUGCCCAAAGACUGCAGUGACAUACAUAAUAAUCCAAACACCCGAAAAAGUGGAGUGUACACCAUCUAUCCCAUCAGCUCCACGUCUCCUGUCCAGGUGUACUGCGACAUGGACUCAGAAGGAGGAGGGUGGACAGUGUUCCAGACAAGGAUGGACGGCACGGUGAACUUCUACAGGGGCUGGGAUCACUACAAGACCGGCUUUGGUAACCCUGCUGGAGAGUACUGGCUCGGUCUUGAGAACAUCUACCAAUUGACGCUCAAUCGGCCGUCUGAGCUGCUGGUCCAAAUGGAAAACUUUGGAGGAAACAAAGCGUUCGCUCUUUACACCUCAUUCUUUAUCGAUGCUGAGUGUAAUGGAUACAGACUGAAUGUUUCUGGAUUCAUCAAUGGAGGAGCAGGAGAUGCACUGACUUAUCACAACGGACAGAAGUUCACAACAAUCGACAAAGACCAGGACUCCUCACCCUAUUGGAACUGUGCCAUACAAAGCCUGGGGGCGUUCUGGUACAACUAUUGUUACAACACAAAUCCAAAUGGUCUUUAUCGUUGGGAGGCUAACAGCCCUAUCUAUAAUUCUGUAAUGAAUUGGCAAACCUGGUAUGGUUAUAAUAACCUCCUGAAGUUCAUCAGCAUGAGUAUCCGUUCUGUGUAGUAGUUCUCCAGGACCAACGUACAGCAGAAUAUCAGCUCAUCUCUUCUGAUUUCUUUCUCUUUCUCUCAUUAAUCAUUUAAUCUCACAACAGGUCUUAUUUUCCUGAAACUGGGCACCAGCACAAGAAAACCAACUGAUGUUUGUAAAUCUUGUUACUGUCUGUGAUGAUUUAAAGCAGUCGCAGCUCGCUGCAACGUGGAAGAAAAGUCAGAUGUGUCUCCAGUUGGGCGGCUGCAGCAGGAAAGUAGGGCCCAUAAUCUUUAAAUGGAAACACAUAUAUAGUCUGAUCAGGUGUUAAUCACUGCAUGAACUGAUAACACGAGUCUAAAAGAGAGAAAGAAGUAAAGAAAAUGAAAAGUAUAAAAAGAUCUUUGUAGUUCAGGACAGCCAGUUGAUGUUUGGUGGAGGUUUGAAACUCUAAUGUGAAUCUUUAUCUGCUGUACGGUGACAAUAAAUAAGAAGCUGAGCAUUAA
This is a messenger RNA of Sander lucioperca (pikeperch), 1298 nucleotides long. RefSeq names its product microfibril-associated glycoprotein 4-like. The record is from RefSeq and is a predicted model, not a curated record. The transcript has 7 exons. The coding region runs from base 16 to 825 and encodes 269 amino acids. Lineage: Eukaryota; Metazoa; Chordata; Actinopteri; Perciformes; Percidae. Gene Ontology annotation, biological process: elastic fiber assembly.